Molecule: messenger RNA, 444 nt
Organism: Besnoitia besnoiti
Lineage: Eukaryota; Apicomplexa; Conoidasida; Eucoccidiorida; Sarcocystidae
Exons: 3
Coding region: 1-444 (147 amino acids)
Source: RefSeq, a predicted model, not a curated record
AUGGACGUCCCGAGCGCUCGACGCGAGGAAACCGAUACAAACUCCGCGCAAAAUUUGCAGUUAGAGAACUCCGCCGACGCGGAGGAGGCGGAGGUUCCGGCCUCCCUCCGCUCGUUCGAAAGCGAACGGCGCGAGGGUGCGGUUGGAGCUGAUGAACCCGAAAAUCACGAAAUCUUAGUUCGAAGAUCCGAGAGCCGCGCGAGUUCUGAGGGCAGAGUGGUCAAGGAAGAGGGCACCGCGCAGGAAAGGCCUGCGGCGGCUGGCCGCGUAUCCGGACGGGCUCUGGUGCGGCAACUCAUAGGUGCAGUCCUCGCCAUCCCUUUAGUGCGCAGAAUCCGCUCGAGGGCCCAGCCCCCCGAAGCCCCGCAGGCCGCGACCGCCAGGGCUGGCGCAGACGAGGCGGACGCAGCGUCGGCGCCAUCCAAGGGAGGGAAACAAGAUUAA